AUCUUCACAUCUUUUCACAGUUCAACCCUUCACCCGCGUAUUUUCAAAUGCAAGAUGGCGGUCAAACGACCUCUGUGGUCUUUAUUGACGAUUAUUUUCAUAUUUUUUUCUUCUACAGCAUGUUUGUUUGUCCUUUCACGUCAUAGGCCAACAUUGCAAGUGAAAGGUGGAACAUUAGCCGGCGUGGAUAGUAACACGACUAGUGAAUUGCAUUUCCCAAAAAAUCUUGAAGAACUAAACAAGUUGGUGGGCUUGUUAAGAAAGUAUCAACUACAAAAUCCUUUCUUUGUGUUUGUGUUGUUCUGCUGUGCUUAUCUCUACAAACAGACUUUCGCAAUCCCUGGAUCUGUUUUUAUGAAUUUGCUUGCUGGUGCUUUAUAUGGUUUAAAGUAUGGUGUGCUUUUUUCUUGUAUCCUCACUGCAUCUGGUGCUUCAUUUUGUUACUUAUUAUUCAAACAUUUUGGUAAACCUGUUCUACUUUAUUACUAUCCAAACAAACUCAAGAUUUUACAAAACAAGGUAAAAGAGAAUGCUAACAAUCUAUUUGGGUUCCUUUUGUUUCUACGAUUUUUUCCAAUGAGUCCAAACUGGUUUUUGAACAUGGCAUCACCUGUACUUGAAGUACCACUGAGGCUUUUCUUUCCAUCUGUUUUAAUUGGAUUGUUUCCAUACAACUAUGUUUGUGUUCAGGCUGGUUGUUUACUAAGCGAAUUGGUUUCCUUGGAUGAAUUGUUUACAAGGAAUGUUAUUUUGAAAUUAGUGACCAUUGCAGCCAUGUCUUUAAUUCCAGACGUCAAGAACGGAGGACCCAAGAUUCACGACGAUCUCUUGAUGAAUGAACGAGCACAUAUAAUGAACAUUGCCUACCCUAAGAAUGCCAGGAGGUUAUUGACAUGAUAUGUGCCAGGUCCAGGAGUCUGAGGAAAAAAAUACAAUGGUUUAAAUUCAAAUAAAAGAGAUCCAGUGUUGCUAAAGUUACCUUCUGCAGAUCUUCAUGAAAGCCUCCUAUCUUACUUCUACCCACUAAACUGUAGGAUGGGGCAGAUUUCUUGCCAAUGGCUUUUGGACCCAGGAUUCCUGUGUCUUUUAUGGCAUGGUUAUAGCAGACUAACCUGGUGCAGGCGUCUUGAAAGACCCAUUUAAAUACGUUCUACCAGCCAGCGAAUAUCGAGGUGUGCCCUCUUUUCCCGUUUUUGUAACGUUUGAAGGAACAAGAUAAGCUGGACCAGGUGAAGACACUUCAAGGUUGAACUGAUUUGAUUUAAAGCCAAAGCUUGCAAUUGUCAGUUUUUGUACUUCUUAAAAUCAUGGAAAUGGAAGUGGUAAUAUUCAGAGGAAAGAACAGAAAAGUAAGAUGAGAAGAUCGUUUUCACUCAUUCCUUUGGGAUCAACAUAACAAUGGAUGAAGUCGCCAUAUUGCUGUACCAAACAAAAGAACUUCGUUAAAAUUAUUUUCAAUAGGUACGUCACAUCAACAUGGUGGCUAUGACGUCAGGUUCGGUUGUGUGCACUUAAGAAAGCAUUAAAGCACAUGAAUUGCAGCUGAAACAAGCCAGAUUGAAUGUGAACAGGAAGAGCAACAGCAUGGCAAAACAACGGAGAAAUCGAGUUCGAUAAAGAGCGAUAACUUGGAUAUACAUACCUAUUUACAAAAAAAAGUCUAGAUUAAAAGACCACAUCAACGUUGAUAAUGAGGAAGAAGUAGCAGAUGACUGGAAGGGAUUUGCAUCGAAGAUUACACGCAAAUUAUAAACUAUCAAAGCGGAAUUACAGCGAUGUCUACCAGAAUAUUCUUGUGCUAUAGUACAUAUACCGGAUCAUACCUGUUAACUUAGCAUUUUGAUAAACAUGGAGUUUAUAUCGAAGCAGCAAAGUUAUCACAACGAGUGUCAACGUGACGAAACAGAUCAGUUUUAGAAGGUCGUUACACAAUGGUUCAAAUAACAGCUAGUUUUCUAUUCACAGUAUUCAAAGAGAAAUGUUUGCUGCGUCGUCAAAUAUGUAGUCAAAAUGAAAAAACAAUAAACACUUCGUUAAUAUGAUCUGGAUGUUUACAAGCAUUUUGAGGCCCUUUCUUCAAUCCCUUUGAAGAAGUUAUCAUUUUGGAACUUGGCUAAUACCUGAUGCUCUAACGUCGAUUCAUAAAUGUAUCGUCAUCCUCAUAUAUAACUACAAAUUGGAAUGAUCAAACUAAUACUGACAGAAGCCACUAAAAGAAAUCCAUCGCCGUAAGGAAACGUGCUGCUUACAUGAAACAUCUGUACAGAAAUAACUAUCUCUAUGUCUUUCAAUAUAAGUUAUCCAAGGUUAUGUAUACUUUAUGUAUGAUCAAAAUAGCAUUGAUGUAUAAAAUUUAUAACAACGCUUGCACUCCUUCCGGACACCUUAA
Messenger RNA from Xenia sp. Carnegie-2017, 2389 nucleotides. RefSeq names its product transmembrane protein 41A-like. The transcript has 12 exons. Bases 55 to 897 code for a protein of 280 amino acids. The record is from RefSeq and is a predicted model, not a curated record. NCBI's taxonomy places the organism in Eukaryota, Metazoa, Cnidaria, Anthozoa, Malacalcyonacea, Xeniidae.